Messenger RNA from Leptomonas pyrrhocoris, 2890 nucleotides. RefSeq lists its product as hypothetical. The record is from RefSeq and is a predicted model, not a curated record. The transcript has a single exon. Lineage: Eukaryota; Euglenozoa; Kinetoplastea; Trypanosomatida; Trypanosomatidae. The coding region runs from base 267 to 2615 and encodes 782 amino acids.
AGUUGCGGUUGCAGGGUGCUCAACUCCCUCGUUUUCCAACAACGAAACGAAAAACUACCGUAUAUUAAUCUAAACACCAUCGCCUCCUUCCAGCGACCUCUUCGGCACGAAAUCACCGAAAGGAAAAGAAAGAAGCCCACAUAAGUGUAUCUACAUUGGCCGCACAGAACUGUUCCUAGCAGCUGCCGACACGGUCCUCAAAACAGGCAGCGCGUGGAAGAAAUAUUCCUUUAUUUAUUUCCAUAAAGAUAAAUCCGCCUUUUACCAUGUCCGAUGUGUGGCGUUGUGAACAGUGCCAAAAAAUGAAGGACCUCAACGGGCCCCACCUCAAUGGCAGGAGCAGCGUGCGCUCCGACUGCUGGCCGUGUGCGAAGAAGACAACGUUUGUGAGAUGUGGUGCAGACGGCACGACAGCGGCAGCGACCACGGCCACGCCAACUUCAACGCCGGGCGUCACCGCGCUUCCUGUGUCCAUCGCCGUCACGCCAUCGGACGAGGCGCAGGCUGCCGCUUUUCAAAACAUUUAUGCCGCAGCCACCGCUGCAGCAGCAACAGCCCAAACCGCAGCCAACACCGCCACCACAACAGCGAAAAGCUCUCUUGUUUUUCCUUUACAUACCACUCAUCACAACGGUAAUCCAAUUAGUCAUCAGAGCAGCAGCAGCAACGCAGUCGCCACCCACUUCGGUACCUCCCGCACGCCCCUCAACCCGUUCUUCACCCCUGCCGUGUCGGCCGCCUCCAUCAAGAAGUUUCAGGUCAGCUACGCCAACGUGAUGACGGCGAAGCACGAGGACCCGACACACGCGCCGGCGGCUACGACGGCCGCCUUGGGAGCAGGCAAAAGCGCGACGGCGUCCGCUUCCGCAGCCCUUUCUCCCCAGUCCUCGUCUCCAUGUGUAAUGGAGUCCUCCGCGGGCACCUCACCGCCGUUUACCUUCCGCCCCAACGCGAAUUACAUCCCCGCUGCCUCUUCUGGGAGUGUCUGGUCGACAGCGACUUUGUUGCCGGGCAGCACGGCAGCCGCGACCACCACCUCGGCCAGCCGCGCCCUUUCCCCUUCGAUGUCGUUGAUGCCUGUGGACGCAGCUGCGGCACCAAAUGUGUUUGCCAAACACGCGGAGGUGAUGCCGUCGUCUGCCAUCACGGAUGCUGGCUCUGGUGCGGCUCCCACCGUAGCACGAGCGACCACGCACGGCGCCGCUGCGGCGGCCUCUUCUUCCGCCUCGCUGUGGGUGUGUGACCACUGCCAUAAGGCAAAGGACUUAAAAGGCGAUCACCUCCGCGGUAAGGCGACGGUGCGGUCGGACUGCUGGCCGUGCGGAAAGAAGCGGACCUUUGUCCUGAGAGCACCGAGUGCGAUGGCAGCGACGACUGGACCGUUGAAGCUCGGUGGAGGUGGCGGGUCGCGGACCGCAUCGGCCGCCUCCGCCGUCUCCGUACCAACAGCAGCGUCUUCUGCUGCUGCUUCUUCCUCCGUGCCCGUCAAUCCGUUCAUCACCCCUCCGAUGCUCGGCACGUCACCCAGGGUGAACAGCACAAACGUCGCCACCGUCACAACGAGUGCGCUCGCAGGCGCAGUAGCACCAUCCGGAAGUGUGUCCAUGCCUCUCUUGUGGGUGCUCCCUGCCAUUCCUUCGAGCCCACACAUGGAGGAGUCCUGCUGCCUGUCUACGGCGUUGCCGCAUGCAGUGUUACCGGCUUCCUUCUUCGGCACUACUCCUGCAGCGGCGGCAACCACCAAUGCCACCACCAUCAGCAACCUCAACGGCAGCGCAGCUUCUCUAGCCUCGUCGUCAGCGGCCUGGAUCGUUGGUGCGACCACUGCCUCCACCGCUGCUGGAGGGAGAGACAGCGAAGCCAACAUCGCGACUUACUACGCCGCCAUGGCGCGAUUUGAUCAGCAGCUGCUGAAGAGCUUCCGUGAGCGCUUGGUCGGCGGAACACAGCUACGCGCGGUGUGGUCCGACCGUGUGCUGUACGUUAUUGCUGAGGAUAACUCUGCGGACGCAGCCGCAGCAACGACGGCGACAGGUUUUGCGACCUCUUCGAGCGGGACGCGGCAGGCGCCGGACGACUUGGUUGGUGCGUUUGCAGAGCUGGGUCGCUACGCCGCGCUGUACCUGGCCGUGGAGCAGAAACUGGCGGCGUCGCGCUUUCGUCACAUUGGCCGGCUCUUCUGCCCAAACGAGUUUGCCUUCGCCGCGGCGUGCUGCUACGCGAACAACUUCUUCGCGGCGGAGACGGCAGCGUCAGCCGCCACGCUGUUGCCCCCGCCAUCGACGGCUACUUCGAAGUUUAAGGUGUACGGACCGCAGACGGACCCAACCAAGUCGCUCUCGCUGUGGGGCCGCGUCGUCGCCGAGUCGCCCGUCGCCCACCGCUGCGUUGUGAGCGAGGAGCAGCGCGUGGUGGCCGCGCAGACGCUCUACCGCCGUGUGAGCUGGCUGGCCGCCCCGCAAACCAUGACGGCGACUGCCAUUCAACUCAGCGUGGAGACGGAGUCGACAGCGGAUGAACACGGGGUCGACGUGGUGCUGCUGACGGGAACGAUGAAACUGGAGGAGCUCCCGCAGGCGGUCCCGCUCGCGCAGCUUCCACACCCGUACGCGUAAAAGCAGCAACAAGACGAAGAAGAAAAAAAGAAGGAGGGCGAGGACGAUGCUCGUGGACUGAAUUGGCGGUGGAGUCGUCCGCGGCGUGUAUGCAGCGUCCGAGCACGGUAUGCUGAGUCAAAUAGGGUAGAAGCAAACACGCACACAAAAGCAUCGUUUCAGUGCGAAACGGAUGCGAUCGUCUGACAAUUCGUCUCGAUUUAACUGGAUCUUUUUUUUUCCAAAGUGCUAACGUUCUUCUCAUAACAUAUUGAUGCUGAGUUCCAAAAAAGAAU